Molecule: messenger RNA, 880 nt
Organism: Orycteropus afer afer
Lineage: Eukaryota; Metazoa; Chordata; Mammalia; Tubulidentata; Orycteropodidae
Gene: RASL12
Product: RAS like family 12
Molecular function (GO): GTPase activity; GTP binding
Source: RefSeq, a predicted model, not a curated record
CCCGAGGGCCCCGACGGGCAGGCGCGCCGCUGGGGGACCCUACGGCCCAGGACCUCGUGUCUCUGUCCUCAGCGUCACCAUGUCCUCGGUGUUCGGGAAACCCCGCGCGGGCGGCGGGCCACAGAGCGCACCCCCAGAAGUCAACCUGGCCAUCUUGGGGCGCCGCGGGGCUGGCAAGUCCGCCCUGACUGUGAAGUUUCUGACCAAGAGGUUUAUCAGCGAAUAUGACCCAAACUUGGAGGAUACCUAUAGCUCCGAGGAGACUGUGGACCACCAGCCUGUCCUCCUGAGGGUCAUGGACACUGCAGACCCGGACACCCCCCGGAACUGCGAGCGCUACCUGAACUGGGCCCACGCCUUCUUGGUGGUGUACAGUGUCGAUAGCCGCCAGAGCUUCGAGGGCAGCAACAGCUACCUGGAGCUGCUUGCGCUGCAUGCAAAGGAGACCCAGCGUGGCUACCCCAUUGUGCUGUUGGGCAACAAGCUGGACAUGGCCCAGUAUAGGCAGGUCACCAAGGCAGAGGGCGCAGCUUUGGCAGGCAGGUUCGGGUGCCUGUUUUUCGAAGUUUCUGCCUGCCUGGACUUUGAGCACGUGCAGCACGUCUUCCACGAGGCAGUGCGGGAAGCCCGGCGGGAGCUGGAGAAGAGUCCCCUGGCCCGGCCCCUCUUCAUCUCUGAGGAGAGGGCCCUGCCCCAUCAGGCCCCGGUCACUGCCCGGCACGGGCUGGCCAGCUGCACCUUCAAUACACUCUCCACCGUCAGCCUGAAGGAGAUGCCCACUGUGGCCCAGGCUAAGCUGGUCACUGUGAAGUCGUCCCGCGCCCAGAGCAAACGCAAGGCACCCACCCUGACCCUACUGAAGGGCUUCAAGAUCUUCUGA